AUGCGCCCGGCCGCGCCUGUCGGGUGCGCUGCGGCGGCUUCCCGGUGCUCCUGCUCGGGCGGCGCUCAGCUCCGGGACCCGGCGGCGGCCAUGCAGCGGCGCGGACGGCCGAGAGGCGGGGCGGAGCCGGCGGCCCGAAGGCCGCUCCCAUUGGGCCUCCGGUGCCGGCGGCCGGCAGGUGAGGGGCGGGCCCCGGGCGGCCGGCCUGCGGACUGCAAGUCCCGGCGGGCCCCGGGCGGCCGGCCUGCGGACUACAGGUCCCGGCGUGCACCUCGAGGUUCCCGUCGCCCGCCCCUCUCAACCAGCCGCCCGUGCAUGCUCUGUGGCAGCGGCGGCAGCGGCGGCGGCGGAGCUCGCGGGUUCGAGCCCCGCGUUCAGGCGGAUCCCGACGGUGCGGAGGCCGCGGAGUCGGAGCCCGAGCGCGCGCCCCGGGGCGCGGGCGGAGCCGGAACGGGCGGGGCGCGCGGGUCCCUAACCCCCGGGCCCGCGCUGGCCGCGGGGGCAGUAACGUUGCCUGGCUGCCCGCACCGAGGGCCAGGCGGGGCCUGCCUCGAGGGUCUCGCGCCGCGCCCUGGUCCCCGUGUGCCUGUGCGGCUGGACGCGGCCUGCGCGGGGGGCCUCCCGCUCCGCCGACCCUCGCGGCCGCGCGCCCACGCGCCCCGGAGGCCGCCGGCGAUUGGGCGCGCGGCCGUGACGUCAGGGCGCGCGGCGGCUCCGCGCGGGGGUUCGGGGCCCCCCGGCGCCCGGCGCGCGCGCUCGGCGAGUAGCGGGAGCGGGGCGCGCGCCCGGGGCCGGCGUCUAGCAGCUCACGCGGGGUCCCGCCGUGGCCCGCCCGCCGCCCGCCGCCCGCCGCCCCGCCGGCCUGGGGGCCUCCCGCUCGCGCGCCCGCCCGGCCGCCCGGCCCGCCCGCACACGCGCGCGCGGCCCCGGCGCGGAUUUGAAAAGCCCGGUCCGCGGGCGCCGGGCGCGGCAGCCAAUCAGCGGCGCGCACUUUUCCCGCGGCUGAGCGAGGCGGCGGCGGCCCCGGCGCGGGGCGGCGGGCGGGAGGCGCGGGGGCGGGGUCGGCGCCGCGCGCGGAGAGCCUGGGCCUGGCCGCGCUGCGCCCGCCGCCCCCUGCCGCCCGCGGCCGCCCCGGAGGAUGCGGCGCGCCUCAGGUCAGUGCGGGGCGGGGAGGCGGCGGGCGGCCGGCGGAGCGGGCCGGGGGCGCGGCGGGCGGCAGGGCGCGGGCGGGCGCGGCGGCGGCUAACGGGGCGGGCGCGGCCAUGUUGGGCCCGGCGGGCCGCGGGCUGCACCUGUGCCGUGGGCCGCCGGGCCGGCCGCCUUUGUUCCCGCGCCGCCGGGCCGGCCUUUGUGCGAGGGGCCGGGCGGCGGGGCGCGCUCUGCGGGCCGGGCUGGACGCCGGCGGCGGCCCGGGCCCCGGCAGGUGGCGGCGCGGGUGGGCCCGGCGUGGGGGCCGCGCCCGGGAGCGGGCGGCGCGCGCCGUGCCCGCGGGCCUCGGCCGGAUGCGGGCCGGCGGUCCCGGGAGCCGCAGGACGCGCAGGGAUGGAGCCUGGCGGCUGGCUCUACGUCUCGGCCUUGCGGUGUCCUGAGAGCAGAAGCACCUGGGCUGCUUGGAACUUGGCCUCGGGAGGAGUCCUCUGCGUGGAGAGAGCGGUGAAGUGCCAAGCAAUGAAGCAGGCCCCCGAGAGCCUCGGUGCCGCCAGUGGGAAGCCGCAGGGCUGCGAGGUGGGCCGCGAGUGCUCCGUGUUCCUCAGCAAGGCCCAGCUCUCGAGUGGCGUGCCCGAGGGCGUCCUGCAGAAGUUCAACGGCCACGACGCCCUGCCCUUCAUCCCCACCGAGAAGCUGAGGGACCUCACGUCCCGGGUGUUUAACGGCGAGCCCGGGGCCCAGGGUGCCAAGCUGCGUUUUGAAUCCCAGGAGAUGAAGGGAAUUGGGACACCUCCUAACACCACCCCCAUCAAAAAUGGCUCCCCGGAGAUCAAGCUGAAAAUUACCAAGACAUACAUGAAUGGGAAGCCUCUCUUUGAGUCCUCCAUCUGUGGGGACGGUGCUGCCGGCGUGUCCCCACCAGGAGACGACGGACAGACGUCAGGGAGCACAGCGAGGAGGAGCCGCAAGCGGAGCUUGAAGCACGACGCCUUCCUGGAGCAGGACCCCGUGCAGGCUGCCGUGGCGCCCCAGCUCUCCAGCCUGCCAGACGCAGAGGUGCCAGUUCAGAAAGAGCCCUGCGCCAGCACUGGCCGAGACAGAGAUCAGCUGUUGAAGUACAACGUGGGCGAUUUGGUGUGGUCCAAAGUGUCGGGUUACCCCUGGUGGCCCUGCAUGGUCUCUGCUGACCCACUGCUCCACAGCCACAGCAAGCUGAAAGGUCAGAAGAAGAGUACGCGCCAGUACCACGUGCAGUUCUUCGGUGAUGCCCCGGAAAGGGCGUGGAUAUUUGAAAAGAGCCUCGUUGCUUUUCAAGGAGAAGAACAGUUUGAGAAGUUGUGCCAGGAUAGCGCCAAGCAGGCGCCCACGAAGGCUGAGAGAAUGAAGCUCUUGAAGCCCAUUUCAGGGAAACUGAGGGCGCAGUGGGAAAUGGGCAUGGCCCAGGCCGAGCAGGCUGCAGGCAUGUCGGUCGAGGAACGGAAGGCCAAGUUCACCUUCUUGUACGUGGGGGACCAGCUUCACCUCAACCCGCGAGUCGCCGAGGAAGCCGGCCUUGCGGUGGAGCCCCUGGGAGUAGGGGGAGAAGCCGAGCCCCCGCUGUGCGGCAGGGAGGAGGGCGUGAAGAGGAGACGGAGAGCCAGACCCUGCGCCUCGGCUGCGGCCUGCGAGAGGGGGCCUGGCUCCACGCAGAGCCCCGCGCGGCACCCGGCAGAGGCCGACCCCAGGAGAGGAGGGGGGCUUUCCCCUGGCAGGAAGAAGGCCUCGGUCCCAGCCCCCCGAGGCAGGAGAGCAGACGCGGCGUCCCAGUUCCUGGUCUUCUGUCAGAAGCACCGGGAUGAGGUGGUGGCGGAGCACCCGGAGGCCUCAGGGGAGGAGAUUGAGGAGCUGCUCGGGUCCCAGUGGGACAUGCUCAGUGAGAAGCAGAAGGCACGCUACAACACCAAGUUUGCCCUCGUGACCUCGGCUGUACCUGAAGACGACCCCGGUACCUUAAAUGGGAAGAAAAGAAGCCACUCGAGGAGGCCCUCGGGCACUGCAGAGGACGUGGAGGACACACCCAGGAAGAGACUGCGGGCGGAUAAGCCUGGCCUCCGGAAGAGAGACACGCUAGCUGACAAAACAACCAGGAUAGGCUCCUACAAGGCCAUGGAGAUGACCUCCUCACUCAAGAGCCAGGCAGCAACGAAAAAUCUGUCUGACGCGUGCAAACCACUGAAGAAGCGAAGCCGGGCCGCCGCGGCAGCGUCUUCAGCUCUUGGGUUUAGCAAAAGUUCGUCUCCUUCUGCAUCCUUAACUGAGAAUGAGGUGUCCGACGGCCCAGGAGACGAGCCCUCAGAGUCGCCCUAUGAGAGCGCGGAUGAGACCCAGACAGAGGCGUCGACUUCGUCGAAACGGUCAGAGCGUGGAGUGACCGCCAAAAAGGAACACGUGUGUCAGCUAUGUGAGAAGACGGGCAGCCUGGUGCUGUGUGAAGGCCCCUGCUGUGGAGCGUUCCACCUGGCCUGCCUCGGCCUCUCAGGGCGGCCCGAGGGGAGGUUCACCUGCCGUGAGUGCACCUCAGGGAUCCACUCGUGUUUCGUGUGUAAGGAGAGCGAGCUGGAGGUGAAGCGCUGCGUGGUGACGCAGUGCGGGAAGUUCUAUCACGAGGCGUGUGUGAGGAAGUACCCUCUGACGGUGUUUGAGAGCCGGGGCUUCCGCUGCCCGCUGCACAGCUGUGUGAGCUGCCAUGCCUCCAACCCCGCCAGCCCCCGCCCCUGGAAAGGUAAAAUGAUGCGCUGUGUGCGCUGUCCCGUGGCCUACCACAGCGGGGACGCCUGCCUGGCGGCAGGGUGUGCGAUCAUCGCGUCCAACAGCAUUGUCUGCACGGCCCACUUCACGGCACGCAAGGGCAAGAGGCACCACGCGCAUGUCAACGUGAGCUGGUGCUUUGUGUGCUCCAAAGGCGGGAGCCUCCUGUGCUGCGAGUCGUGCCCGGCCGCCUUCCACCCGGACUGCCUGAGCAUCGACAUGCCCGACGGCAGCUGGUUCUGCAAUGACUGCAGGGCCGGCAAGAAGCUGCACUUCGAGGACAUCAUCUGGGUGAAGCUUGGCAACUACAGAUGGUGGCCGGCAGAAGUUUGCCAUCCCAAAAAUGUUCCCCCAAAUAUUCAGAAAAUGAAGCACGAGAUUGGAGAAUUCCCUGUGUUUUUCUUUGGGUCUAAAGAUUAUUACUGGACGCAUCAGGCACGAGUGUUCCCGUACAUGGAGGGGGACCGGGGCAGCCGCUACCAGGGGGUCAGAGGGAUCGGAAGAGUCUUCAAACACGCGCUGCAAGAGGCUGAAGCGCGUUUCCGGGAAGUCAGACUCCAAAGGGAAGCGCGCGAGACGCAAGAGAGUGAGCGCAAGCCCCCGCCCUACAAGCACAUCAAGGUGAAUAAGCCUUACGGGAAGGUGCAGAUCUACACGGCAGACAUCUCCGAGAUCCCCAAGUGCAACUGCAGGCCCACGGACGAGAGCCCCUGCGGCCUGGACUCCGAGUGCCUCAACAGGAUGCUGAUGUUUGAGUGCCACCCGCAGGUGUGCCCCGCAGGCGAGCGCUGCCAGAACCAGUGCUUUACCAAGCGCCAGUACCCCGAGACAAAGAUCAUUAAGACGGACGGCAAGGGCUGGGGCCUAGUGGCCAAGAGGGACAUCCGGAAGGGUGAGUUUGUGAACGAGUAUGUGGGCGAGCUGAUUGACGAGGAGGAAUGUAUGGCCAGGAUCAAGCGUGCGCACGAGAAUGACAUCAGACACUUCUACAUGCUCACCAUUGACAAGGACCGUAUCAUUGACGCCGGCCCCAAGGGGAACUACUCACGGUUCAUGAACCACAGCUGCCAGCCCAACUGUGAGACCCUCAAGUGGACGGUCAACGGUGACACCCGUGUCGGCCUGUUUGCCGUAUGCGACAUUCCUGCAGGGACAGAGCUGACCUUUAACUACAACCUCGACUGUCUGGGCAACGAAAAGACGGUCUGUCGCUGCGGGGCCUCGAACUGCAGCGGCUUCCUCGGGGACAGGCCCAAGACGUCCGUGCCCCUGUCCGCGGAGGAGAAAGGCAAGAAGGCCAAGAAGAAGAGCCGGCGGCGCCGGGCCCGCGGGGAGGGGCGGCGGCAGUCGGAGGACGAGUGCUUCCGCUGUGGCGACGGCGGCCAGCUGGUGCUGUGUGACCGCAAGCAGUGCACCAAGGCCUACCACCUGUCCUGCCUGGGGCUGGGCAAGCGGCCCUUCGGGAAGUGGGAGUGCCCGUGGCACCACUGUGACGUGUGCGGCAAGCCUUCCACCACCUUCUGCCACCUGUGCCCCAACUCGUUCUGCAAGGAGCACCAGGAUGGCGCAGCCUUCAGCACGGCCCAGGACGGCCGGGCCUACUGCUGCGAGCAUGACUUGGGGGCGGCGGAGGGGGGCAGCACCCACACGGAGAAACCCUUCUCGGAGCCAGGGAAGACCGCGGGCAGGAGGAGGAGGAGGAGGAGCUGGCGGCGGCGGCUCACGGAAGGCAAGUAGCACAGGUGGCGGCUUGCCCGGCUGCAGGGAGAGGGGGCGCUGGGCCG
Molecule: messenger RNA, 5720 nt
Organism: Ochotona princeps (American pika)
Lineage: Eukaryota; Metazoa; Chordata; Mammalia; Lagomorpha; Ochotonidae
Gene: NSD2
Product: nuclear receptor binding SET domain protein 2
Exons: 24
Coding region: 1-5673 (1890 amino acids)
Biological process (GO): regulation of DNA-templated transcription
Cellular component (GO): nucleus; chromatin
Molecular function (GO): protein binding; histone H3K36 methyltransferase activity
Source: RefSeq, a predicted model, not a curated record